Messenger RNA from Xenia sp. Carnegie-2017, 652 nucleotides. RefSeq names its product 39S ribosomal protein L49, mitochondrial-like. Lineage: Eukaryota; Metazoa; Cnidaria; Anthozoa; Malacalcyonacea; Xeniidae. Gene Ontology annotation, biological process: translation. Gene Ontology annotation, molecular function: structural constituent of ribosome. The transcript has 4 exons. Bases 7 to 438 code for a protein of 143 amino acids. The record is from RefSeq and is a predicted model, not a curated record. Gene Ontology annotation, cellular component: ribosome; mitochondrial large ribosomal subunit.
UUCAAUAUGUUGGCCCAACAGACAAUCUUUUGGAGAGGUUUUAAAUAUUUUACUCGGAAGCAUUGUUCACUAUUCAGAGUGAGAACGCUAAAAAGUGAUUUUUCAUUGGACAAAGUUAAGGCUGCAAGAAUUGAAGAAAUAUCAAAAUCCCCAAGUGGCUGGGUAUCUCCACAAUAUCCUGUGCCAUCCCUGCCAUUUCAAGUUCGACGAUCAAAGACCAACAAUCUUCCAGUUUAUAUUGAUAAGAAACGUGGAGGGAGUUUGGUACUUACAGUAAUUAGGAAUAUUUCAGGAAGUUUGGAUGAAAUGGUUAAUGUUCUCAAGAAGCAUCUUGGUAACCAUUUACAUUUUCAAAAAAAUGAACUUACAAGUCAGGUGAAAGUCAAAGGUUAUCAUAAGGAAGACAUUGUGAGAUUAUUGAAAGAACUAGGAUUUUAGAGAAUUACCAACAUUUAUUGAUAUCAUAAUAGUAUGUUAUUCUCAAUAGCACAUGUCAAGGUUUAGUUACGAUGUUAGAAACUACUCAUCUAGGUACUUGAAAUCCUAAUAUAUCCACAAAUUGUAUCAUGCCUAAAAUAAUAGCUAAUGUAAACAUUCUUGAGAAGCAAAUAUACAAGGUAAGUAAAUUUCAAGAAUUAUACACAAAAAAAAA